AUGUGCGAGGAGGUCAAAAAUCCUUCUCUGGCUGUUCCCAGAUCUAUCAUCACUAGCAUCGUGAUUAAUGGGUUCAUGGGCUUAGCCAUAGUCAUCGCGAUGCUUUACGGAGCGACCGAUAUCGACAAGGCCAUCAGCUCGAACACAGGAUACCCUUCCAUCGAGAUAAUUUACCAAGCCACAGGAUCCAUGGGUGGAACUGCUGCCAUCACAUCUUUUAUUGUCGUCAUGAGCCUCUCUUGCCUUGUCGGCACUAUUGCCGCCACUUCUCGUGUAUUCUGGUCUUUCGCUAGAGACCACGGUCUUCCUUUUUGGCCAACUUUAUCCCAGGUCCAUUCCAGAACUGGCAUCCCUGUCUGGGCUGUCGGUAUUACUAGCAUCGUCUCUUGCCUUCUUGCCCUCGUAAAUAUCGGCUCCACAGCCGUCUACAGCGCGAUUAUUUCAAUAUCCGUAUCGAGUCUUUACUCUUCCUACCUUAUUGCUGCCAGCCUUCUGCUUUAUCGCCGUGUCGGAAAAGGAUUUAAGCUUCCCGGCCUCAGUGCUUUCCCUGCUCUUGCAGAUACUGGAGAUGACGAAAUCCAAACUUUAGCCUGGGGCCCGUGGCAUGUUCCUGGUGUUUUCGGCAUCAUCAACAAUGUUUAUGCGUGUUUCUACAUGGUUCUCAUAUGGUUCUUUAGCUUCUGGCCUCCGGCAGCAAAUCCCGACGUAGCUGGCAUGAAUUUUGCUGUCCUAAUGACUGGCUGUGUUUUUAUCUUUAGUGUUAUCUACUACUUGACUUGGGCUAGGUCGGAGUACAAGGGACCUAUUGUUGAGAAUCUUAGCGAGUAG
Fusarium sp. VM40 is the source of this 828-nucleotide messenger RNA. NCBI's taxonomy places the organism in Eukaryota, Fungi, Ascomycota, Sordariomycetes, Hypocreales, Nectriaceae. The record is from the annotation of a GenBank genome assembly.